Rotaria sp. Silwood2 is the source of this 1062-nucleotide messenger RNA. NCBI's taxonomy places the organism in Eukaryota, Metazoa, Rotifera, Eurotatoria, Philodinida, Philodinidae. The record is from the annotation of a GenBank genome assembly.
AUGCUUCAGCUUUAUUUCGUUGGUAUUAUUUAUGUGUUAAUUUUCAUUCCACAUACAGUUAAUACUUUUUUUCUUCAAAAUGUGACUAAUAUCAAUGCUCCACACAGUCUUGGAUGUCAAUUAAAUAAUAAUCAGCUGCCACCAAGAGGUUUAGAAUUAUGUGCUAUUCGUGUUUAUAGUGGUUUGAAUGGAUCACAAGAAAUAUCGUUCACUCUAUAUGAUGGUCUUCGAUAUAUGAAUACAUUUCGUCGAAUUAUUGAAAAGAACUGCAACAAUACUGUAAAUAUAUCACAAGCUGGUACCGGUGCAUGGUCAUGUGGCGUACGACUACCAUUCGAAUCAUACACAGUUAUGCAAAUCUGUGUUUGUGCAAGUGAGGACUGUAAUACAAACUUCGAUACUUGUCGAAAUUCAACUAUGAAUACUACGAAUAUGUCAUCAUUGAUGAAUUUUAUGCCUAAUCUAACUUCCAUUAUUCAAUGUGAUGAUACAUUGAAUGCAUCUAAUAUAUGUACAGAACAUCCAUUUAUAAAUGUUUCACUUUGUCAAGACUACGUCAGAAAUGCAAGUGUAUUGUGUGCUAUUACAAUAAAUAAUUCAACGACAACACAACAAUCGCUCAUUUAUGAAAAUUACGAAAUUUAUCUUUCUGAAAAAGUUUAUCAAGCAAGAUCAAUACCUUCUAAUGCUUCGAAUAAUACAUUUAAUGAAACAGCAACCAAUGUCUAUUAUAAGUAUACUGAUUCUACUGCACUACCUAUUGAAGAAUGUGUUUGUACAAAUUCUUUUUGUAAUCAAAAUAUUACUAUAUGUGCACCACAAACGAUAAUAAUUCCUACAUCAUCUACAACAACACAAGAAUCAAAAACGACAUCCAGUUCAAAUCAACAAAAUUCAGUACAGGGUGAACCAGGUUUUGGUAAAGCAGCAAGUGCUGGUCUUGCUUGUGGAAUUAUUUUUUCUGCUGUCAUAUUCAUUGGUGAAAUUAUCUUCUUUAAAUUUUUCUAUUCCGGAGGUGCCGCUAGUGGUGGUUUCGAUCGAUCAGUUGCUUAUCGAGCGUGA